Messenger RNA from Medicago truncatula (barrel medic), 1059 nucleotides. RefSeq names its product dehydration-responsive element-binding protein 3. The transcript has a single exon. Gene Ontology annotation, molecular function: DNA-binding transcription factor activity; DNA binding. Gene Ontology annotation, biological process: regulation of DNA-templated transcription. Bases 114 to 677 code for a protein of 187 amino acids. The record is from RefSeq and is a predicted model, not a curated record. Lineage: Eukaryota; Viridiplantae; Streptophyta; Magnoliopsida; Fabales; Fabaceae.
UUUUCAAUAUCAACUCAACCUUUAUAAGUGUGAUUGGCAAGUGACGGAAAAAACGGUCACGGCCCAUUAAUUUCCUUUUAUUUCUCUCCUUCCCAUUGCCAAAACCAAACAAUAUGAAUAGUACUAUUGAACAACCUCAUAAUAACUCAGAAACUAAAAGUAGCUCAAAUUCACCACCACCACCAUCACCACAAUCCCAACAAAUAAAAGGCAUAAGAGACACAAGCAAGCAUCCGGUAUAUCGUGGUGUCCGAAUGCGAAAUUGGGGAAAAUGGGUGUCCGAAAUUCGUGAGCCUAAGAAAAAAUCCCGAAUAUGGCUCGGCACAUUUCCCACACCGGAAAUGGCAGCUCGAGCACACGAUGUAGCUGCUCUCAGUAUAAAAGGAAGUGCCGCCAUUCUCAACUUCCCUGAGUUAGCAAACUUGCUUCCUCGACCGGCUUCACUUGCUCCCCGAGAUGUUCAAGCAGCAGCUAAUAAAGCAGCUCACAUGGAGUUUCCAUCUUCAACAACUUCAUAUGAAUUGAGUGAGAUAAUUGAGCUUCCUCGUUUGGGAAACGUUGGAGAUUUUGGAAAGGAGUUUGUAUUUAUGGAUUCCAUUGAUACUUCAUGGAUGUUUCAGCCUCCUUGCUUGCACACCAUGGAAGAUGUGAUUUGGAGUGAAAUUUAUAAUAACUAGUUUUCAGAUGAGUUUGUUUAAUGUUGCUAUAAGUGGUCCUUCCAUUUUUUUCAAUUAUUUUAUGUGAAUGUCUUAGUGUGUUUAUCAUGUUUUGUUUAUUAUUAUCAAAUAUUAUCAUAGAGACGGAGGCAAACACCUUAUUGACAAACGAGGUGUCAAUUCUGUAUUCUUGUUUUGUAUAAAUCUCUCUCUAUCUUUCUUUCAUUUUGUUUUUUGUUUUUUAGUUUUUGAGUGUCUCUGCUGCAGCCACUUGUGGUUUUUCUCUUAUGAGUAUGCUGCUCUUGUCCAUUGUGUUGUUUUUUUCUUUUCUUCCUCUUAGACUCAGUUGAGUUGCAAUGUAAUUAUGGUUUAGAAAUUAUAAUAAUAAAAUGAAAGUGGUAAA